This is a messenger RNA of Pelodiscus sinensis (Chinese soft-shelled turtle), 1414 nucleotides long. It is a transcript of the gene ACAT2, whose product is annotated as acetyl-CoA acetyltransferase 2. The record is from RefSeq and is a predicted model, not a curated record. Gene Ontology annotation, molecular function: acyltransferase activity, transferring groups other than amino-acyl groups. NCBI's taxonomy places the organism in Eukaryota, Metazoa, Chordata, Testudines, Trionychidae.
CCUGCUUCCCUAGCUUAGCGCCUCCCCCCUUGCCCGAAGGUGCUUGAGCGGGAGGAGCUUGAAGAUCGGAGCCGGGCAAGUAGCGAGGGCGGCUGCAGGCGCGGGGCCGGUGCCAUUGGGAGUCCGGCGGUGGCCACCAUGAGCGCAGGCGGCUCAGAAGCGGUGGUGCUUGUUUCUGCUGCAAGAACCCCUGUCGGUUCCUUUAAUGGUGCCUUGUCCACAAUUCAUGCCCAUGAACUGGGCUCUAUUGUCAUUAAAGAAGUACUGCAGAGGGCAAAUGUCAAUCCGGAAGAAGUAUCUGAAGUUAUAUUUGGACAAGUCUUGACAGCAGGCGCUGGUCAGAAUCCUGUACGACAAGCCAGUGUUGCUGCAGGAAUCCCAUAUGCAGUACCAGCUUGGAGCUGUCAGAUGAUAUGUGGUUCAGGCCUAAAAGCAGUAUGCUUGGGGGCUCAGUCCAUACUGACAGGAGAUUCGAGCAUUGUGGUGGCAGGAGGCAUGGAAAGCAUGAGCAAGGCUCCUCAUUUAGUUCAUAUGCGAGCUGGAGUGAAAAUGGGGGAGGCCUCUUUGCAGGACAGUAUAAUCAAUGAUGGUCUUACAGAUGCUUUUUACCAUUAUCACAUGGGUAUAACAGCUGAAAAUGUGGCCAAGCAGUGGCAAAUUAGCAGACGAGAACAAGACCAAUUUGCUGUACAGUCACAGAACAGGGCAGAGAGUGCACAGAAAGCUGGCUACUUUGAUAAAGAGAUUGUUCCUGUUCUUGUGCCUUCUAGGAAAGGUCCUGUAGAAGUUAAAGCAGAUGAGCAUCCUCGCCAUGGAAGCACCCUAGAAACAGUAUCAAAGUUAAAGCCUUGCUUUCUGACAGAUGGAACUGGAACAGUAACUGCAGCAAAUGCCUCAGGUGUGAAUGAUGGAGCUGCAGCUGUAAUUCUUAUGAAGGCAUCUGAAGCAGCUAGAAGAGGUCUUACUCCAUUGGCGCAUAUUGUGUCCUGGGCUCAAGUGGGUUUAGAGCCAUCCAUCAUGGGAAUAGGACCUGUCCCCGCAAUAAAGAAAGCUGUUGACAAAGCAGGUUGGACACUGGAACAAGUUGACUUGUUUGAAAUUAAUGAAGCAUUUGCAUCACUAGCUGUAGCAAUAACUAAAGAACUGAAAUUGAAUCCAGAGAAGGUUAACAUCGAAGGUGGAGCUGUUGCUCUUGGUCACCCUCUGGGUGCCUCUGGUGGUCGUAUUCUUGUUACGCUUCUGUACGCACUAGAACGAACAGCUGGAAAACGUGGUGUUGCUGCUCUUUGUAUAGGAGGGGGAAUGGGAAUAGCUAUGUGCAUUGAAAGAUGAACAUAGUUCAGUCCCCUCCCUGCCUAUGUGCACCAAGUUAAAGCUUUCAGCUUGCUAAUAAAGCUAUGCUAUUUAGACAAGA